CGGAGUGAAUGGAUUUUGGAUAGGGCACGUGCCAAUGAUGAUUUCGGUUCGCAACAACGUAGACUGGCGCAUACACAAGAGAAUUCUAUUGGCUUUCUCGGGUUGGAUUCUCACGCAGUUCGUCGGCCUCGUCGCCAACACUUGGUACAAAGAGGCCAAAGUGAACGCUCAAAAUCUCACAGAUGGCUUCGUAAAAGCAGUGGACCACAGCAAGGAUACAAUGGAGCAGGACGUGCGAGCAAUUGCGGUUGCUCAAGAAGGAGAGCUGGAGCGAUCCCCAGACGACCAGCAAAACUAUACUAGCGUAGCUUCGAAGUUGCUGUUUUUCCGUCCAUUUUUUUUUUGAUCUAUGCCGCUUUUUCGGCAAUCGGAGGGGUAUGUCAACUGCUUUGGGCGAAAUACUGUACAGAAAUUCCAGAAAUACCCGAGAUAUAUUUUGGAAAGGUUGCCGGUUGCUGCCGACUUCUAGGUACUUUUUUGUUCCUCCUCUGUACAACUUAUGACGGAAUCACUCAACCGCUCUUUGAUGGUUGAAGCUUUUGAUUCCUAUUCCAGCACUUGUAGUUGCAAAUGCAAUUUGAAAAUAAAGUUGAAAAGUGGUCGUUGCGCGAUGACAUUAGCGCCGUGGUCGUGGUGAUACUGGAAAAAUAAUCUGUCC
Messenger RNA from Amoebophrya sp. A25, 658 nucleotides. The record is from the annotation of a GenBank genome assembly. Lineage: Eukaryota; Dinophyceae; Syndiniales; Amoebophryaceae.